Messenger RNA from Theobroma cacao (cacao), 2286 nucleotides. RefSeq names its product carboxylesterase 20-like. Gene Ontology annotation, molecular function: hydrolase activity. The record is from RefSeq and is a predicted model, not a curated record. Lineage: Eukaryota; Viridiplantae; Streptophyta; Magnoliopsida; Malvales; Malvaceae.
GUAGAUCAGCGAAGCAAAUCUCUUACCUGUCUCUAUAAUUUGAGCCACGCCAUAGACUUGAAAGAAAACCAAAACUAGAAACCUCAUCAAAACUCUGCAAUGUCAAGUCAAACAGCCUCGCCUUCCAAUCCCACCAUCGUCGAUGAUCCCUACAAGCGUCUCGAGAUCAUUCUUAAUUCAGACGGCUCGCUUACACGCAACCCCGACAGGUAUCCUAACACCUCAGCCACACCCGAUCCAAAACAACCCAUCCCAGUUCUCUCCAAGGACAUAACUAUCAACCAAUCAAACAACAUAUGGGCUCGCAUAUUUCUGCCCCGGCAAGCACUUCAUACAUCUUCAAAGCUCCCUCUCAUAGUCUACUACCACGCAGGAGGAUUCAUCCACUGCAGCGCAGCAUCAACGAUUUUCCAUGUUUUUUGCUCGAACAUGGCGUUGGAACUCCAAGCCAUCAUCGUAUCCGUUGACUACCGUCUCGCCCCAGAGAAUCGGCUUCCAGCAGCUUACGAUGAUGCCAUGGAAGCGUUGCAUUGGGUCAAAACCACGCCAGAAGAUUGGUUGAAACGAUGCGCGGAUUUGGCUAAUUGUUUCCUUAUGGGGUCUAGUUCAGGUGCAAACAUUGCCUACCGUGCAGGAUUACGCUCAGCCGAAGAAGCUGAUGAUCGUGAGGCCCUGAAGAUCCGAGGGCUGAUAUUGCACCAACCAUUCUUCGGUGGGUCCGAAAAGGUUGAGUCAGAGUUAAGGUUGGUCAAUGAUCCCAUCUUGCCACCAGGUGUGAGCGAUUUGAUGUGGGAACUGGCGUUGCCAAUAGGCGCUGACCGUGAUCAUGCGUAUUGUAAUCCUGCGGCAGGCAAGACGUCAAAGGUUUUGGACAAGCUCGUGUCCGUAGGAUGGAUGGUUUUAGUGACUGGCUGUGAUGGGGAUCCUUUGAUUGACCGUCAGGUCGGGCUGGUGAAGUUAAUGGAAGAAAAGGGCAUGAAGGUAGUAAGUGAGUUUCGCGCAGGGGAUCAUCAUGGAGUGGAUUUUAUGCAGCCUGCAAAGGCCAGGGCACUGUUUUUGGUCUUAAAGGAAUUCAUUUUAUCUGCUUCAGCUACGGUACCUGGAGAUGGUGAAACCCUUCGCCCACCCAUCACGGAUCCGUUCGAGUAUCUUCAGAUCGUCCUCAAUCCUGAUGGCACCCUCACCCGCAACCUCAUGAUUCCCCGCGUUGUAGCCGAACCAAAUGAUCCUGAGGGCCAGGCUCCAGUCCUCUCCAAGGACGUCCCUAUUAACCCAUCAAACAGAACUUGGGCACGUAUAUUUCUACCCCGUCAGGCGCUAGAUUGUACUUCUUCUUCGGCCAACAAGUUGAAGUUGCCUCUCGUAGUUUACUACCAUGGCGGAGGGUUCGUUCUCUUGAGCGCAGACAUGGGCAUUUGUCAUGACUUUUGCUCCAACAUGUCCAAGGCUAUCCCUGCCAUCGUCGUAUCGGUCGACUACCGCCUCGCUCCUGAAAAUCGGCUGCCGGCGGCUUAUGAUGAUGGUUUGGAAGCGUUGCACUGGAUUAAAACCACUGGAGACGAGUGGUUGAGAGAGUACGCCGAUCUCUCUAAUUGUUUCCUUAUGGGUUCCAGUGCGGGCGGCAACAUUGCUUACCAUGUAGGCUUACGUGCGGCGGAAGUGGUUCAUGAAUUAGAACCUUUGAAGAUCAAAGGGCUGGUGUUGCAUCAACCAUUCUUCGGCGGAACCCAGAGGAUUGCGUCAGAGUUGAGGUUGAUGAACGAUCCAGUUUUGCCACCAAUUGUUUCCGAUGUGAUGUGGGAUUUGUCUUUGCCAAUUGGCGUUGACCGCGAUCACGAGUAUUGUAAUCCGACGGCGGAUGGCGGGUCAAAGGAGUUGGAGAAGAUCAAGUCGCUAGGAUGGAAAGUGUUGGUGUAUGGUUCUUACGGGGACCCACUCAUCGACCGUCAGAUAGAGCUGCUGAAGUUGGUGGAGGGGAAGGGUGUCCAAGUUGUGCGCAAUGUUAGAGUUGGAGGUUUCCAUGGAGAAGAGGAAAUGGAUGUGUCCAAGGCACAUGCCAUGCACAUGGUCGUUAAAGAUUUCAUUAUGUCUUCCAAACAGGUCGCUUAAAAAACCAAAUAAACUCCGCUACUGAAAUAAAAUGGUGACGAGUGGUGUGCUAGCUUUUGGUAACAUCGUCAUUUACUUGUACAAUUUGAUUUAAGUAUUAUUCAAACCUGCAAUCUUCUGUCAAGAACAAAAGAUGAUGAAGCAAUAAUAUUAAUAAGCAAUGUUGUUUUCCCCCUA